Molecule: messenger RNA, 180 nt
Organism: Prorocentrum cordatum
Lineage: Eukaryota; Dinophyceae; Prorocentrales; Prorocentraceae
Source: the annotation of a GenBank genome assembly
GGGCUUCUUCGACGAGGCCGUGGAGGAGAUGAUCGCCUCGUCGGCUGCGGCGGUGGCCCUCCUCGGCAACGGCCCGUCCCACUCGGCGGGCCCCGUGGCCGCGAACGGGGAGGAUGUGCAGAAGCUCCCCUCCGGGAAGCGCGAGCCCACCCUGCCAGCACACGAGGGCGGCACCGUGAA